AGUCUAAAAAAUUUUUAUUGUCACAAUCCUCUUCUAAAUCUCUUUCUUCACUUUUGGAACUGCAAUCACACCAUUCAACCUCUUCUCAACAACUUUCUGCCAAUAAUAAUGAAAAGAAAAAAGAUCGAAAAUCUCUUCGUAGUCAUACGAUUCCCAAAAUAGAAGUUAAAGAGACAAAUACCAUGCUUAAAGACUAUGAUCCUACCACUGGUAAUAAGAUGAUUAACAAAUAUAUGUUAAUUAAAGAAUUAGGCAGGGGUGUACAUGGAAAAGUUAAAUUAGGAAAAGACAUGGAGUUGGGAGAGUGGGUUGCCAUCAAAAUUGUUGAUAGAGUAACACGUCGUCGUUUGGGCUCACGGAACAAUGAUCUCACUAAUGAACAAAAAAUUAGAAAAGAAAUUGCAAUACUAAAAAAAUGUGUCCACCCACAUGUUGUUAGGUUGAAAGAAGUUAUUGAUGAUCCAAUGAGUAGGAAAAUUUAUAUGG
Molecule: messenger RNA, 486 nt
Organism: Racocetra persica
Lineage: Eukaryota; Fungi; Glomeromycota; Glomeromycetes; Diversisporales; Gigasporaceae
Source: the annotation of a GenBank genome assembly